AGAAAUUAAAGUGUUAAAUUUAAUGAUGAAAAUUCAUAGUAAAUAUUGUUUUUCUGCUCUUCUUACGAUACGACAGAAAAUUUUCAAAAGAUGGUAUGUAGCAAAAUGGACAGUACAUGCAAUAUAUAACGAAAUACCCAAUGAUAUAUACACACACACCAAUGAAAACAGAGAAAGCACCUGUAGUUUAUGACUGUGCACCUGACCUGGAAGAUAAAGGAGCAUGUGCCGUGGAUCCCUGUGAAGCGGACAAAUGCUUCCCGGAACCACGCGUCGUUAUUAUAGGUGCAGGCAUGGCAGGGCUGUCUGCAGCGGCGAGAUUAUCUCAGCGUGGGAUAAAUAAUAUUGUAGUUUUGGAAGCAUAUGAAAGACCAGGAGGUAGAAUUCAUUCGUGUUGGCUUGGUGAUAUUGUUGCUGAACUUGGUUCCCAUUGGAAGCCAGAUAAUUGUUUUACCCAUCCAGUAUAUAUGAUGUCUGCUACAGAAAGCCCACCACAACCAGGCAUUCCGGGCUCGGAGCAUACUAGAGGGCUUUUUAAUAGAAUAGUUACGGGAAAAAUGCCAUUUCCUCCAACAAUUACAGCCUAUCAUAAAUUUCGUCAAAUAGAGGAAGAAGCAGCCCAAAUAUACUGUCUAGGUGGGAACAAGCAACAAGGAUCUUUAAUACAUUUUAUGAGUAUGAGAAUCCAACAAGAGUUGCACGAAUAUCCUGAAGAGCAGCAGCAUGACGCAGCGAGGAUAAUGUUCGGGCUUACACAUAUGAUCAGUGCGCGAUAUGGAGAUGAUACAUCGAUGUUAUGUGCCGACCAUUUUGGAUGCUUCAUGAAUAUGCCAGGGGGAGAGGUUAGAGUACCUUUAGGUUUAGUUGGUAUACUUGCUCCUCUGUUGCGUCAGAUACCCGAAGGUGCUAUACGUUAUUGUAAACCAGUAAAUUGUAUUUACUGGGGAACAUCACAAAAAUCUGGCUACCGAGCUACGGUUUGCACUACUGAUGGUGAAGAGUUUCCCGCCGACUACGUAAUUAUUACGGUUUCACUAGGUGUAUUAGUUGCAAAUUCUGUCAAAAUGUUUUGUCCAGCGCUACCUGCCUCUAAAAUAGAUGCUAUGCGUUGUUUAGGAUUCGGAUUUUGUAAUAAAAUUUACCUCGAAUACUGUCGUCCUUUUUGGUUUUGGCAUAAGGGAAAUUUGAGCUUCAAAUAUUGUCACGAAUUAUUCGGUCGAUGCGAUUGGACAAGGGGUAUUAAAGCAAUUGAAGAAGUUCCAAAUAGUAAACAUGUAAUGUGUACGUGGGUAGUUGGCCAAGAAGCAAUGAUGAUGGAGGGCCUUUGCGAUAAAGAUGUAGCUGAAGGCAUAACAGAUGUAUUACGAUUUUCUACUGGAAAUCCAUACAUACCCUAUCCUGUCACGAUAUUAAGGUCACAUUGGACUUCCGAUCCUUUCUUUCGUGGCGCUUACUCUUAUGAUAGUUACUGCGCUGAUGGGACAGCGCAGAGGGCUUUAGCCUGUCCACUCCCCGGGCCUAGUGAUCCUAUUCCACCCAUUCUUUUAUUUGCGGGAGAGGCAACAAUUCCUGGUCACCUUGCAACCGUAUCUGGAGCACGAUUAAGUGGAAUACGGGAGGCUGAGAGAAUUGUUCAAUUAACUGUACAAUUCAAAGGACCACCUUUACCGUUGGCAAAAUUAUCAGUACCCAAGAAUCUCAAAAACUGUGAAGCAGAAAAUUAGCAUAAAUGUUUAUGUACCUAAUAUAAAUAUUUUUACGGCAGACCUUGUGUUAGUCGUUGUAUAUAUUUUGUUUAACUGUAAUAUACAUCCAUAAUUGUGAAAAUUAUUUCAUUUGUAGUAUGAUCCAAAAGAGACAAGUUUUAAUUUACCCCUAUAUACCUAUGUCCUGGUUAAUCAACCAAGAACUUAUAUUUUAUUGUUAGAUUUGAUCCUAUUGAAUGCAAGUUCCUAGAAAAGUUUCUAAAUUUUAUUGCUGUAAGUACAGUUCCAAGAUUAUG
Achroia grisella is the source of this 2002-nucleotide messenger RNA. Its product is annotated as peroxisomal N(1)-acetyl-spermine/spermidine oxidase-like. Gene Ontology annotation, molecular function: polyamine oxidase activity. The record is from RefSeq and is a predicted model, not a curated record. The transcript has 3 exons. NCBI's taxonomy places the organism in Eukaryota, Metazoa, Arthropoda, Insecta, Lepidoptera, Pyralidae. The coding region runs from base 117 to 1724 and encodes 535 amino acids.